Mitosporidium daphniae is the source of this 3082-nucleotide messenger RNA. RefSeq lists its product as uncharacterized. Gene Ontology annotation, cellular component: COPI vesicle coat. The transcript has 7 exons. The annotation marks the transcript as partial. NCBI's taxonomy places the organism in Eukaryota, Fungi, Microsporidia. Gene Ontology annotation, molecular function: protein binding; structural molecule activity. Gene Ontology annotation, biological process: retrograde vesicle-mediated transport, Golgi to endoplasmic reticulum; endoplasmic reticulum to Golgi vesicle-mediated transport; intra-Golgi vesicle-mediated transport. The record is from RefSeq and is a predicted model, not a curated record.
AUGUAUUUUAAUUUGCAAUUUUCAUAUCAUCAGAUGAGUGGUGGAAUGGCAUCAACAUCGUCUUCGUCCUCAUUUUCGUAUGGUUCUUCUGCCCCCUAUGGGGUUUCAGCCUCUGCAGAGGGCCAACAGAUGAACCUCAUAAAAUCCUUUGAUUGCUCUUCAAUGCCUGUACGCUGUGCAAAGUUCAUUUCACGCAAAAAUUGGAUCAUCGCAGGCUCGGAUGAUUUCCACAUUCGGGUGUUUGCUCUUCAUACACACGAAUGCAUUGCUGAUUUAGAGGCACAUUCAGACUACCUUCGGGGCCUUGCUGUGCAUCCAACCAAGUCUAUUGUUCUUUCUUGCUCUGAUGAUCUUUCCAUCAAAAUGUGGGAUUGGGACGCCAAUUGGAGCUGCGUAAAGGUUUGGAACCUUUCUUCCUCGCUCCCAAAUUAUACUCUUGAUGGACAUGAUAAAGGGGUGUGCGCAAUUGAGUUUUCCCAGUCUUCUGAUAAACCUUUUCUGAUUUCCGGUGGAGAUGACCAACUUGUGAAGGUGUGGGAUUAUCAAAAUAAGAUCUGUGUUCAUACCCUGAAGGGGCACUCUAACAACGUCACGGGUGUCAUAUUUCAUGGCAGCCUUCCAUUGUUUCUAACAGCCUCGGAGGAUGAAACUCUGAUGGUUUGGAGCGCAAAUUCAUUUAAGCUCAUCCAGACAAUAAAAUUAAAGCUGGAAAGGCUUUGGGGAUUAUCCAUAAUUCCAGGGACUAGUCUUAUCGGAGUCGCUGCUGAUUUGGGAUCUUCCAUUGGCAGAGAUACGCCUCCAGUGUCUAUGGAUGCCACCGGGAAAGUAAUCUGGGCAAAAGGAAAUUCAGUCAAAAUUGCAAGUGUCUCCGGGGUCCUUACUGGUGUGCCAUCUGGGGAGAUAGGUUUGAACAAAAGGAAUUCUAACAUUUCCACUUUAGAUGGGCAAAAGGUUGCUCUUAGCGGGAAGGAUUUUGGCCAGUGCGAUCUUUAUCCCACAUCGCUGGAAUACUGCCCUAGUGGAAGUUAUGCCACUCUGAGCGCAUCUGGAAUCAACAUUUUCAAGCAAUUUGAACCCUCUUUGUCGAUCAACAGCUCAUAUUCUGCUUUGUUUGGAGGCGUCUUGGUUGGGGCAUAUGCUGCUAGAGAAUCUGUUCUUGAUUUUUACUUGUGGGACUCAUCUCGACUUGUAUUUUGGUCAGAAUCUGGGGAUCAAGUGGCCAUUGCGACUGUUCAAGACGGAUUUUUUAUUUUGAAAUAUAAUGCAGACAUCGUAUGUGCUUACAUUGAGCAGGGCAUUGAAGUACCUGCCGAUGGGAUUUCAGAUGCUUUUGAGGUCUCGUUUGAGUGUGUAGAACAGUUUGCUUCCAUUUAUUUAUCAACGAUAGGAUAUCUUCCGGACUAUGGCUUGGGUCUGCAUUUGUUUUUUGAAGGUGGCGUGGUUUGCACUAUUGCCCAUCUGCCUUCUUCGUAUAUUCUUUUACGAUAUUUAGCAAAGCAAGAGAGAAUCUUUUUUGCAGAUAAGGAUUGCAAUAUUUACUCGUACUUUCUCUCGUUAUCUGUUGUGGAAAUCCUGCGCCUUGUAAGCGCAGGCGCCAUUGAGGAAGCUAGGCUUUAUUAUGAGAAAGUCCCAAAAAUCUCAAAAGAAUUUGUGUCCACUUUCCUUGAAACGAAGGGGUAUCUUGAAGAUGCCCUAGAAUUUACUGCCGACCAAAUGAAAAGAUUUUCGCUGUCACUUGCCACUAGCAAUCCAGCUCAAGCUUUGAAAAUCGCAGAAGAGUCUUCUGGUACAUCCUCUGGGAAGCUCAUGUGGCAGAAUAUUAGUACCUAUGCAUUGAGUACAUGGGACCCUGCUUUGGCAAUGAGGGCAAUCGACAAAUCAGGCGAUCUCUCCGAUGCUUUUGUUAUGAAAAGAAUUUUUGGUCUCCAAAUUGAUGUUGAAAAUUUGCCUAUUGAAAACAAUUUCUAUUCGUUCCUAAUUUCGUUCCUAAACCUGUCACCUAAAGCAGCCUUUGAUGCACUGAUAGCAAGCAAAAAAUACCCAGAAGCUGCGCUUUUUGCUAGGGCAUGGCUCGAUCCCGAAUCGCUGCAAUAUGCCAUUGGGUUAUGGAAGGCGCAUAUUAAAGAGACAUAUGCUUCGUGGAAUGAUUUUUCGGAGACCAUAAUGGAUAUGCAUUCAGCUCCAGAUUCCUUUUCUUUUCUCUCGGAAAAUAUUUCUGACAAAAGAGAUACUGGAAAAAUGGCUUUUAACGCGGCAGAGAAAAAAGAACAUCUUGCAAAAGAGGCCGAUGAGAUUGAUCAAAAUUUUGGCGAUAAAUUUGAUGAGGGUUUUGGUGACGAAUUUAAUCUGCUUGAUACAAUGAAAAAUGUCCAUAUAUCUGAUCGCGACAAACACCAAGGCCCGGUUACAUUGCCUACACAGAGCCCUCUUCAAGAUAUUUCCUUUGAUGACGAUGAUCUCUUUUUAGAGCCUUCUUGUAUCAUCCAGAAAGAUUUGUCAUCAAUGGCUGACUCUUCAUCUUUUAUAGAAAAUGAAGAUAUAUUAGACUCUUUCAGUGUGCUAGACGAACCACAGCCUAUGACGCCAUUAUAUAUUGAGAAAGAAGAGCAAGAGAAAGAGCAAGAACAAGAGCAAAAGCAAGAACAAGAGCAAAAGCAAGAGCAAGAGCAAGAAAAAGGAAAACACGAAGAUCAAUGGGAUUUAAGUGACCAGUCUUCCAUUAAACAAGAUCUUGAAGAUGUCAGCUUCGAUAAAGAAAUAGCCUCGUUUUCCCCAUCAGCUCACGAUCAAGGCCAAAGUCAUUUUAUAAACUCUCCUGCUUUUGAGCCAGAGGAAGAAAAGAUCUCGAUUGAAUCCACUGAGGGGUUUGAUAAUUUUGAGCCCUUUAAUCGAAAAGAACAUAAAGGUGCUUACAUUGGAUUUCCGAUUGAUCAAAAAGAAAGCAUUCCAGAUGUUGAGGAGGAAUGGAAUUUGAGUACGCCGGAACAAUUUGAUGAUGUUGGCGAUUUUAAGUAUAAAAAAAAGUCUGUAACUUGGUCUUCAGAACUACCGCACAUGUCUUUUUCGUCAAUCGGAAAUCCAA